Messenger RNA from Lachancea thermotolerans CBS 6340, 2790 nucleotides. RefSeq names its product Sum1p (gene SUM1). The coding region runs from base 1 to 2790 and encodes 929 amino acids. The transcript has a single exon. Lineage: Eukaryota; Fungi; Ascomycota; Saccharomycetes; Saccharomycetales; Saccharomycetaceae. The record is from RefSeq and is a predicted model, not a curated record.
AUGGAACUCGCUUCCCCAGAGAAUUCUUUUGAGCCACUUUCGACACUCAAAAACGAAAAACACACGAACCAAGCAGACGCCGGUAUUUCAACAAACAACAGCAGCGGCGCGCAGCUUGACAACUACAAGCACAGCGGCGGUCAAGAGACGGAAUCCGAAACGGGGAUACGUCCAGCAGCUGGAGCAGUAAAGGACGCACACGAAGGCCACGGCCCUGAGGCGACCGAAUUACGUCCAGAGCAGCAUCCCGGAGAAACCGUCGCCUCUUCAGAGCACGUGACGGUGGAGAAGCAGCCGGUGCUUGCGACCUAUAGCGAGUCAAAGAACGACAACGGAAGCGCGGCGCAACGCGGCCCCAGCGACCUGCACUCAAUCCAAUCGCAGGUGCAGCUUCAUUCUGACGCUAUUGCACAGCUUGGAAAGAAGGUUCAGCAAGUCGAGACUUCUGUGUGCAGCAACGACGAAGACCUCAACCAAGUGCUUGGGAACUUAACCUCGGCCACCAAAAGCCUUGCUCACAACCAAAGCGUUCUCGAGAACAAGCUAGAAGACCUUCUCAGAAACCAGGUAAACACAGAUUCCUCGGUAAACAACCUGCUUGAAAAGUUGGAUCAGGUUUCCCAGUUCCUCAACAAGGCCGCGAGAAAUAACACACUUCUUGCCUCGGCGCCUCCGCAACAGAUCCAUAGGGGCCCAGGCAGACCACCAAAAACAAGAAACGGACUUGCUUCCGCUGCAGCCGCCCUGUCAAUGACUAGUAAAGACACUCUGCCGGAUAGCAGCGUUGGAAUUCCACGCAGCAAGCGUAUUUUCCAGGACUCUGAUUCGGCCACGUCCAAUGAGGAGUCAGGAACCACGGCGGUCAACAGAACGGCUACCAGGAGCAUGCCUUCGUCCGCACCUGACCAGGAGCUACCACCUGUCAAGAAGAGAGGCCCAGGUAGACCUCCAAAGAGGAGAAACCACUGGGCAGAGAAGAAGCGAGAAGCCUUGGCACAAAGUGCUUCCCAGGCGGGAGCUGGAUACCAGGGCGACGAGCAACCCCAGCCUUUAGGCAAGGAUAACGGAGAGAGUAACCCCGGGGGGGAUGGCGAAACUGAGUUUUCCACCUUCGAGGAGCCAAAGGUGGAGGAGGAAAGCUUGCCAGCGACGCCCUCAGAUGACGGUAUGCAGGCAGGCCCCUCUUCUACGCGGGCAGACGAACUGUACGGCGAGCAGAAAACUCACCGUGGUAGAGGACGCCCCAGUACCAAGUCUUCGGACAAACCUCCCCCAUUGACGCAGGCUCAAAUCAAGAGACAGCAAGAACUGGAACGUAGACGCGAUGCGCGCGAGCAAAUGCUUGUCUCGAUGAAGUACAGCGAUCGAAACAAAGCCAAGCUGUUUAUGGAGUCUAACAAAGAGCUGCUUAGGGCCAUGCGGGAAGAGGAGCGCAAGAAAAGAAUGACCGCGUUCAGCUAUGAUUCUGCAGGGCCCGCCUCGAACGCGAUGGUUGGCAACACACCAUCGCCCAAACCGCCUUCCUCUAGCGAAAGCAGACAGCAUCCUGCCUUCUUGCCCGUUUCCCAAGAUAGUUCGGCUCAAUCAGAGCACGAUGUUGUAAUGAGGGAGGAGUUCCGUGGAAACAGUUCCGAGAAUUUCCUUGAAUCCCGUCCUUCUUCCCAUGAAGACGGUCGUGAGGGAACGCCCCACUCUGAGGCAACUAAUGAACCAACUGAGGAGCCUAUGCUGGCCUCUAUAGCAGUUUCUUCAAGCUUUAAUACGCCAGACCCAGGUGUUGUGCCCAGAAAAGUUGGGAUUUUGUCGAUGCUCAAUGAGGACGUUGACGACUCCGGGUCAUCGAACAAGCGCCAGCUGCCUGAUAUCUACAAAGGUGGAUUCGAUCCUGAAUUUCCAAAUAAAAGGGAGAAGCUGGAUGAUGAGGAGAAGCGCGACUUCCGUUCGAUGAUCCCGAUGCUUCCGGAGAAGAAGGACAACAGGGGCCGUCCUGCCAACAGCAGCAGCAGCGGUGAUAAUUCCACAGCAUUAUUAUUAGCAUCCCCUGUUGAGCUUAUCUGCAGAAACGGUUAUUUCUACCGCAAAUCUGACCGCGAGGUGCCUAUUACAACAGGAACUUACUUGGAAUUUAAAUUUAAAUCUAAGGAGGAUGAUCUUAUACGCCUAACUAUGAGUCAAGAGGACUACGCUGAGCUUACAAAACAAGACAGAAUCAACGCUUACUUCCUGAAGCCUGAAAUCAAAGAGGAAACUGAGUUUGCGUCUGCAAUUUUGAGCAAAAUCGUUCUUACUGAGAAAUAUGUCAACAGUCUCGAGUAUUUCCUCAUGGAGUUUCGGUGGGAGAACAGACUUGUCGGGCUAGGCCUUAAGCUCAGAGAGUCUAAAAGGACAUGGCAAAGGCGUAAAGCGUUGUUUGCACUCUUCGAAUUCUGGAGGGACAAAUCAAGAGAAAAAAGAGGGUUUCCGGAGUUUACUAUGAUGCACGCCGUGAAGGAGAUGGAGAACUACAGAAUAUUCAUUAAUCGCUCUGUGUCGUGGUUUUAUAAUCACAUCACCCUUCUGAAAAUGGUACUAUUUGAGCUCUGUGAUAACAUCGAUACUCAGUGGAGGGAAUGGAUGUUUCCAAGAGGGCAGCCUCUGCCUGUUCUUGGGGGUUCUAUAACUGAGGACAAUUUUAAUGAAGCCAUUGAUGAAGUGUUGGCCUUGGAUUUCUUGGAAGACGGAACCGAGAAUCGUGACAUCAGGGCGAGCUCCAUGCCCAAUCUACCCUCUGAUUCAGCAACCGAAAAUUGA